UCUGGAACGCUUCGGUUAUCGUCGGACGCCGCCAUGUUUCGCUGUGGUUAGCAUAUGUCUUACAAUCUUGAUUUCAAACGAUUAGUUAAUUAUUCCCAACAUAUCUCUGAACUGUCGUUUCUGUGCUGGGUAGAGUUGCAAAAGGACCAAAACCCCAUGACAAAUCUUUGAAAGAUUUGAAUUCAAAUUGACGAGAAACUGACCGCUCUUGUAAAGUUUAAAUGCUUCUUGACUUCUCGUUGAAGAUUAACAAUGGAGAACGGCUAUAAGCAAGGCAGAGGUUCCGCAGUGACGAUUACUCCCGUUGGGUUUGGCUCCAAAAACUUUACGACGAAAAAGAAAUCUCGUAAACUGGUGCCCAUUCUUUUUAUGGUCAUAGUCCCUUUGCUGAUUUGUUUCAUUCUCGUCAUGAUCUUCUUCUUCGCUGCAAAAAUCCCUCCACCAAAGCCAUACACAUCGCCAUGCCUCGGAUCAGAAGAAGCCAAUCGCACUAACCUCACAAACGUGCUUAAAAAAAUUCAUCGACAGUAUUUCUUCGAACUUCAUCCUGAGAAGAUAUACCAGAUGGCACGAGUGAAACCCGAAGAUAUCCGAAUGUAUUUCCGGCCUUACGAUCCAACCCCGAAUGCUACCAAAAACCGGACUGACGUGGCUAUGGAGCUACGCCGGGAGUUAAAUGCGUUGAAAUUUAAUAAAACUCUGCUGAAGUUAAGAGAGCGCAAGGCGGUACAUGUGGCUAAUACCAUAUUAGAGAACAAUUUCGGAUGGUCUCCGUACUUUCAAGAUUACUACAACGGUGAUUGGCUGCUUGGACCCGACAUAUUCUGUUGGCAGCCUGUUUGUGACGUAUUUUAUCACUUAAAUCGGGUUUUUGAUCAUUUCAAGCCUCGAAACAUGACCGAACUUGAGAAGCUUAAGGAUCUGUUUGAGGGUUAUAAUCGCACGUUCAAUCGGUACGUGGAGAACUGGAAGCUAGGAGCGCGAACAGGUUAUGUGAAAACCAACGAAGCUUGUAAAGCUGGUUUAUUCGUCAUCAAGUACCAAAAAUACCGUGCCUAUGCUCUGAAAAACGAGGCUGCAAUCUAUGAUGAGCCAUUUGCGAAGAUUCUAUUGAACACUAGCUAUUUCGAGCAUCUGUCAAAGAGAGUCAACGAUAGUUGGAAGGAGGUAUUCUUGAUGAACGUGACUGAAUACUUUAGGUGGUCUCUGGUGCACAACAUCGCAAAAGCUGUUGUGCAUAUGUUGAGGUUCCUUGAGCACGAGUACUUGAGGAACUGCCCUUCGGAUGAGAACAUCAUUAGCGGUCUAGGAAAAGUACCUCUCCGUUUUCUGUAUUACGAUGACAUCCCAGACACAAGUCAGUUAGCAUUCCAUCGACUCCCCACUGGAGAGGAGCUGAGUGGACCAAAGACGUAUCAAACACUGAUGAAAUACUUUGCAACUCUUGACAUUUCACCUGCUGAUCUAAGGGAGAGAGCUUGGACGAGGUUGAAUGAGUUGUAUAAGCAGGCUGUUGAUGUGGCCAAAAGGUAUACUGGUGAACAGGACAAUAGGACAGCCAUCACCGCCUUCAAAGCCGUGUUACGCCAUUCCAACAUGUCGUUUAACAAUAAACCGUUUCCUGCCAAUGAGAGUGACGAAAAUGCCUACAUAAAAUGUUAUGACGACAAGAGCGCACAGGGGUAUUGUCCUGAGCGGUGGAAAGCAAUGCAGAAGUGGAUUGAAAACACUGUUGAAACGAUGAAAAACAAUAUUGGCCCAGUCUACAAACCACUAUUUUAUCGCAGUGGCCCUAAAAACACAGUUCCUGUCUGUCCAGUGGAUGUUAUAUCUUGGUUUCAUCCGCAUGUUCGCUUUCACGGAUAUGUGCCAGGCUCUAAAGACUGCAAGGUUAAAGCUACACAAGGUUUGCCGUUUUUCGCGGACAAUUUUGGCCCAAAAUGGACAGAAUUUACGACCACAGCCCAUGAACAACUCCCUGGACACCAUUUAGAGGUGCAUAGUUACAUAGAGUAUUUUGAAGACAGCUGCAACGAUCCGAUUCACUGGCUGGAGAAAGCAAAUUAUUUCCCAGGGUUCACUGAGGGCUGGACAACCUACGUGGAGUAUCAACUGCUGCCACAAGACACGAACCUCUACUCAGACAAUCAAGACAAAGAAAUAUUGCUGCAAAGAUACGGCAUGAUUUACUAUCAGCUGUUAGCCGCUCUUCGUGCCAUCGUGGAUAUUGAUCUGAAUUUUAAUCAAACGCCAGAAAUAACCGUGCUGGAUAUGUAUAAUGAAUACGUGUGGGAAGACAAUACUGACCUGGCAAAGAAAGACGUCCUGCGCUCGCAAAGCGUACCGGGAUUUGUCACAAGCUACAUGAUUGGCCAAAUGGAAAUUUCCCGUGUCAGAGGCAUUGCCGAGAGGGAACUGGGGCGAAAUUUUAAUUUAGAGGAGUUCCAUUACGAGCUACUUCGACAGGGGGAGUUCCCCCUGAGGUAUCUCGAAGAACACAUACGUGAUUAUAUCACAUGCAAAAAGGACCCUACAAUAGAGGGAUGUAAAGAGUUUUGAGGCGUAAAUUUAAUAGUUUUUGAAAGUCGAUUGUGCGAAAGCAAUAUGCAUUCUUUGCUGGACUGUGCGAUUACGAAAUACAGAAUCGCUACAAAUCACCAAAAAGGUUGGGAGUGAAAUUAGCUACCGCUUGCGGUGAAAUCUUUGACGCUACACGAAAUUUCUCAGUGCCUAAUUAUCUUUAUCAUCACAUACAGCAAAACUCCAUGUGUUUUCACCACCUAUGACAUAGCCCCCACUAUAUUUCAUUUGCUCUUCCCUACUUAUAACACUAUAAGAAACAAUUUGAUCGUGUCUCCAAAAUCUCUAGCUCGCAUUGUGCACAACAGAUUUCAACAUGUUUCCGCAAUUUUAAUGACAUGAUGCGCCAUGUGUUCCUUUCUCCUUCUUUAACCCUUUAUUCCUUAAACUGACCAACAUCUAAUUUUUCCUGAGAAUCACAGCUGAAUCAAACAUUAAGGACAUGAGAAUAAAGGGAAUUAUCACAGAUCUUGAUUGUUUUGCAAAUUCUCUUUGUCAGUGCUAUAGCAAAUGUAUAGAGAAUAGUAUGGAGAAUAUGCACACUGAUGCUAGGAUGUGAAGGGUUAAUCUUAAGAGUUGAUCCGUUUCUACGUUCUUUCCAUCUGCAACAUAGCGCACCUUGAAAACACCAUUUGUAAAACUCAUGGCAACAAUUUCACCUGUUUCCAACUAUCAGUAACAUGUCUCGCGAAAACAUUGAAACAUUGGCACAACAAUUUCAGCUAUUUCCAACAGUCACAGAACAAUUCAUAAUGUGUUCCGGCCUCUAAAAGAACUGUAACUAUUUUGGUCAAUCCACUAUCUAUAAUUCUAUAGCUUAAUGGAAGUUUUCGUGUAUAGCUUUUUUUAAAAUUUUUGACGGGAUAUCAUAGUUUCAAAGAGAG
Messenger RNA from Pocillopora verrucosa, 3464 nucleotides. RefSeq lists its product as uncharacterized. NCBI's taxonomy places the organism in Eukaryota, Metazoa, Cnidaria, Anthozoa, Scleractinia, Pocilloporidae. The record is from RefSeq and is a predicted model, not a curated record.